Messenger RNA from Trametes versicolor FP-101664 SS1, 1515 nucleotides. RefSeq lists its product as uncharacterized. NCBI's taxonomy places the organism in Eukaryota, Fungi, Basidiomycota, Agaricomycetes, Polyporales, Polyporaceae. The record is from RefSeq and is a predicted model, not a curated record. The coding region runs from base 1 to 1515 and encodes 504 amino acids. The transcript has 15 exons.
AUGUCGUCAGAUUCCAGCCCGAGAGGAGCCGCCCCCGCCUACGACGACGCUGAGAAGGGCGUCUCCGACUCCGUCGUCGUCUACCCCGUCGACAAAAAGCCCGCUGCUUUCCCUGUUGACGAGAAGAACACCGUCUUCCUCGACGAGAAGAAAGAUGUUGCCCCCUUCCAGCCGCCCCAAGUGAAGCGGGAUCCCUACGCCCUGGUCAAGGGCGCUCCGAAGAGGGAGGCGACCAAGUUGACCGUCUUCUUGCUUUGGUACAACAUGUACCGUAAACUAUUCACGAUUGCCUUCACCGCCAACAUCAUCAUGUUCGGCUUCGCCGUGUCUGGCCACUGGCCCUACGCCACUAUGUAUGCUGGCGCGUUCGCCGUCGCGAACUUCAACACGGCGUUGCUCGUGAGGAACGAGAUUUUCGGCCGUUUCCUGUAUCUGUUUUGCAACACCUUCUUCGCCAAGUGGGCUCCUCUGUGGUUCCGUUUGACCUGCACCAAUGUGCUCCAGCACCUUGGCGGUAUCCACACUGGCUGCGCCGUCUCUGGUAUCAUCUGGAUCACGUACAAGGUGGUGAACACCUACCGCAACCUGGUCAACGAGAACAACGCCAUCCUCGUGGUUGGGCUGCUCACGAAUGUGACGCUUAUCGUCACCGCCGUGGCGGCGUUCCCCUGGGUGCGCAACAACCACCACAACGUCUUCGAGCGCAACCACCGUUUUGCGGGAUGGACGGCGCUGUUCUUGACCUGGGCGUUCACUAUCAUGGGCGACCUCUACCACCCCAACAACAAGUCUUGGGUACCGGAUGGCCGCCACCUCGUCCGUCAGCAAGACUUCUGGUAUGUCAUGCUCAUGACCACCUGGAUUGUUCUUCCUUGGAUCUGCACCCGCGAGGUUCCCGUCGACAUUGAGUUGCCGUCGCCCAAGGUCGCUGUCGUGCGCUUCCGCCGUGGGAUGCAGCAGGGCCUGUUGGGCCGCAUCAGUCGCUCCGCCGUGAAGGAGUACCACGCAUUCGGCAUCAUUUCGGAGGGCCCCCACGCCAAGUACCACUACAUGAUUUGCGGUGUGCAAGGCGAUUUCACACGCAGUCUCGUCAACGACCCGCCCAAGACCUUGUGGACGCGCGAGCUUAAGUUCGCGGGCAUUUCAAACACCUCCACUCUGUACAAGCGCGGAAUCCGUAUCUGCACCGGCACCGGCAUUGGCGCGGCUCUCUCGACAUGCAUCCAAUCGCCGAACUGGUUCUUGAUCUGGAUCGGCUCCGACCAAGAGAAGACGUUCGGUCCGACCAUCAGCGGGCUCAUCCACCGGCACGUCGAGCCCGAGCGGUUGCUGCUCUGGGACUCCAAGGCACGCGGCGGACGCCCCGACACGAUGAAGAUCCUGAAGGACGUGUACAAGUCGUGGAACGCGGAAGUCGUCUUCAUCACAUCUAACUACAUCGGUAACACGGAGAUGAUGCAGGGAUGCAAGGAAGAAGGGAUCCCGUGUUUCGGCACGCUCUGGGAUUUCCGCUAA